Messenger RNA from Drosophila virilis, 5322 nucleotides. Its product is annotated as probable serine/threonine-protein kinase DDB_G0282963. The record is from RefSeq and is a predicted model, not a curated record. NCBI's taxonomy places the organism in Eukaryota, Metazoa, Arthropoda, Insecta, Diptera, Drosophilidae.
CGUCGCUGCAGCAGCUACCACGUGCCGCAAUUUGUCAAGCCCAGCUAAAUAUGAUUUUUUGCGAAAUCGCUUCCUGCCACAAAUUUAUGCGUUAAACGCGUGAGAUUACGCAUACGUCGCGUAAGCCAAAUAUUAUCAACUUGUUGUGCGUGUAGGAGAGAAAGUGUGUGUGUGUGUGUAUCGGCUUGCCACUUGCCACACGUAAUGGCUUUGACAUUGACAGCACGCUAGACCGCGUACCGUGUAAAUAAUCAGUUUUUGUUGCCUGCUUUUAGCAUAAUUAAGACUGCAACUGCAGCUGCCACACGGCAACUGCGGCAGUGAGUGAAAGUUAGCAGCAGCAGCGGCCACCAAAGGAAAAGAAUACAAAACAAAACAAAGUUUUUUUUUUUGGUUUUUUUUUUGCUGCUGCAAGCUCUCGCGAGACUUAAAGUCCUUUGCCGGCCUGGACUGCAUUUUGAGGGGCUUCGGGCUCAGCAUGCGGCCAACAGACACCGCCCGUCGCAAGUAGCCUAAACUGUAAGCGAUGUCCAGACAGCAGACAUGUCCAUGUCGGAACGGAACACGCCCAGCCAUGGGGCAACGGAGACGCCCUCGCAUCAUCGCCAGCUGCGGCCGCCGGACGUUGAGGCGGCGCUCUCCUCAAUGCUCUGGACGCCCUAUGAGCGCAGCACGCCCACGGCCAGCUCCUCGGAUGAGGAGGACGACGAUGAGCGGCUCAAUCGCAAGCUACGCAAAUCACACAGCAGCUACGAGACGAGCGGGAGCUGCAGCAGGUCUGCCCUGAGCCAUUUAGCACCACUGACCCCACUGACACCGAUAGCACCACCUGCAGCCGCAGCAGGAGUCGUUGCUCUUCCCGUGCCUUUUCCCAGUUUUAGUUGCGCCUUUGAGGCGGGCAAGACGAGCCGGAGCCGGAAUCGCUACUCAUAUCCAAGCUACUAUGGCAGUCCGGCGCACACACUCACCCAAUGGUGUUCCUCGGCGGCCACGGCCAUCAAGGAGCCGCCCUCGUACGAAUCCCUCUACGAGGCGAGCGUCUCCGGCGUGGGCGCGGCCAGGGCAAGCUUGGCUCCCGUCCAGCCGAACAAUCUACAAUGUGAUAGAUCGCAACGAUCCCCAGCAACAACAACUAAACACGAUGACGAUGAUGAUGAUGACAAUGAUGAUAAUGAUGAUGAUCAACCCAAACUAACGGCAAAUGUUCCCGCUGAGCGUUUGGUGCGCUCCUUCACAGACGAUUAUAUAUCGCAGAACUGCGCAUUAUACACGCCAGCGAUAAACGACACAGAAACGGCAACAACGGUAACAAGUCAAAAGCAAAAGCCAACAGAGACGAAUGCAAGAUCACAACAAAGUGCAGAAAAUCAAAGCGACAGCAGCAGAGCGAAUUGCAUUAUCAAUGAAAACGGCGACAAAGAAGACAGCGACAAAGGCAAUGACGUUGACGAUGAGCAAGAAAUGGCAACAACGAAAACUGCAGCAGCAGCAACAACAACAACCAGAGCAAACGAGGAAACAGGCGCAAAUGCAGUCGCAGUCGCAGUCGAAGCCGAAGUCGCAGUCGCAGCUGGAGUGCAGGUCAAUCAACCUGUUUCCUGUGCAGCAGCAGCAGCAGCACCCAAUCUAACUCUCAGUCGCAGUCGCAGUCGAAGAGAGCACGCGUCAGCAGCUGAGAGAGCAGCAGCAGCGACGUCGGCGUCACCGUUUAGUGGUGGUUCAAGCAAGUUUCGCUCGGCAGCGAUCAGUCUCUCCAGUACGUUCGGCGCGUACACAACAGAUGUGCGUAAAAUCGGCAGUUACAAUACGAAUAACAACAACAACAACAACAACAUUCAAACAUUGACGUCGUGGUUGUCGCGGGGGCGCUACAACAACAACAACUCGUGUAGCAGCAGUAGCAGCAGCAGCGACGUGCUGCGGCCCAACAAAUGUUUGGCAGAACUCGAACGCUUGUAUGCCGAAUUUCGCGCGAGUGAAAGUCUCUUCGAGCAUCGCCUGAGCCAGGCGCCAAACGAUAACGAUAUCGAUAACGAUAGCGAUACGAUGCGUCUGAAUGUGGCUGCAGAGCCGACGCCGCCGCCAACAGCAACGGCAGCAACACAAACUGCAACAGCAGUUGGCAGCAGCAGCAGCAGCAGCAUUUUUCUCAGCAGCAACAAGACGGACAGGGACAGCAGCAACAAUGCCAAAAGCAUCAGCAACAUUGCAAUAUUGCCCGCGGCAGCAAAGUCCUGUCAGCGUCAGCCAAGUCUGACGAUACAAGUGAACAACGGCAGCAGCAGCAGCAGCAGCAGCAGCAACAAUAACGGUACUAAUAACGGUAAUCAGCAGGUUUGUGUCGCCUCGCCCGCAAGCACAGCCACAGUAACAACAACAACAACAACAACAACUGCAAGUGCAACUGCAACGCAAGACAACAACAAUGUCGUUUGUGUUGUAAAUUGCAAUUACAGCAACAGCAACACCCCCAACAACAACAACAACAACAGCAGCAACAGCAACAACAACAACAACAAGAGCAGCAUUGUUGCAAUUAAUAAUUGUGUGCCAGCAACCAAAGUGUUUAGUGCAAGUGUACAAAAUAAGUUAAAUAAUAAUAUAAAUAAUAAUCAAAAUACGCAAGUGGAUGUGCAACAUGUUGCAAGUGCCAGUGUGAGCAACAGCAUCAGCCACAAUAAUAAUAAUAAUAUUAAUAAUAUAAAUAAUAAUAAUAAUUGUAUUAAUAAUCAUGUGAAUGUGUCCAGUGUUGAUAACAGUGUCAAAGUAAUCAAUGUGAAUGCAACGCCCCCACGCACUUUCACCUCUACCGAAUGCCAAACGGAUGACCUAAGCAACGGCAACUGCUCGCAGCAACAGUUGCAGGCACAGCAGCAGCAGCAGCAGCAGCAACAGUUGCGCACACGCGAGCAACGUCGACGCGAACGUCGCGAACGCCGCCAGCAACAGCAGCAGCAGCUGCAGCUGCAGCAGCAGCAACAGUUGCCCCCUCACCAUGCACGUCGGCAACACGCGCCGCCGCUGCAUCCACCGCCCCACUUGCAUCAUCCGCAUCCGCAUCCGGCUACUUUGGGCCUGGCACGGGCAUUGUUGCCGGACAUUCUGCACAGCCACAGCCACUACCCGCCGCCGUACAGUGCCCUGCCCGCCGGCGGACCGCCCCCGCCCCCGCCCCAGGCAGCCGGACCGCCACUGCCACCGCCACCGCCGCCGCCGCCGCAGGCGCCCGUGCCGCUACCCCUGCCACUGAUGACACCGGUUAUAUCGACGGUGCCGCUGCCGGGCACCGCACCGCUGAUGAGUGAUGGACGCUUCACCUUGCCGCUGCCCAUCAUGCGCAGAUCCCCCUCGGAGCGUUCCGGCAAGGGCUGUUGUGGCCAAUGGUUUGCUGGACCGCCGCUGCGCGCUCUCAUUGCUGUUGUUGCGCUCGGGGGCGUGGCCUGCGCCCUCGGCGGCGCUGCGCUGGGCGCCACGGGUCUCGCUGGACCGCCAAAUUCGCAUCUGACCGCCGCGCUGCUAAUGAUUGGAGUCGGUGUUGUGCUGGUCACUGUCAGCGGCGCCGCUUGGCGGAUGACAGCGCCCGGUGGCGGCCAAAGUUGCCUUGGGCUGGGCACCACCGUCGAUUUGGCCCGCUGUGGCCGACGUCCGUGCACCCGUGGCGGCGGCGCGCCCCACGGACUGCUCUAUCCGGAGUUUCAGCACCGCCCGCCGCCGCCCUCCUACCAGGCCAGCAUGCAGGAGUAUCGUCUGAGACUUUUGCUUUUGGACCGCGAUCGCCAGAACGGGGUGGUGCGUGGCAAUUCACCGCCGCCCACCUAUCGAUCUCAUGCCGGCAGCUUGCUCAGGGCACCGCUGACCACACUACGCUCGGGCAUAGGCGGUGGUGGUGGAGGCACCAUUAGCAGCAGCGUGGGCGGCUCCGAGUACAGCCUGCCGCCGAGUUAUCGCAGCCGGAAUGCGACGCCCGCCUCGCUGACGCUGGCCAGCUGCGAACGGACCAUUGAGACAGCGCCUUCGGGCCGGCUGCUAGCCAAUGAGGAUCUGCCAGAGUUAUCGCCGGAGCAAUUGCCCGACUACAGUGCGCUGCAGUCCAACACAUUGCUCACCUCGGCCAUUGUCGAAAUCGAGUCCAGGAAUCGCAGCCAAAGCCAGGAGAGUCCGACGUCGACGACGACGGCGACCAAGGCCAAAGACCUGGUAACCAUUGUGACCAUAUCCCAGGCCAACAGCGGCGGCGGCCUCAACGUGCAGUCAGGUGGAAGGGCUCAGGCACAGGGCCAGGUGCCAACAUCAUCUCAGUCAGCCAUCGACCAGAUCGAUAUAUUGGCCCACUUGUAGCCCUGCCCCAGCGAAACUGUAACCGAAACUGAAAUCAAGCGGAUAAGAAGGCGCUUCAUUUGAAAAGUCGCAACAGCUUUUCUCCAGUGCUUGAGUUUUUCUUUUCGUCUACGCAUUAUUAAUAUUUUUUUUUUUUUAUGUUGGUUUGUUCGUUAAUCUUAAACACACUCGUUAACCCAAAGGUAUUUAUUUGUACGAUACGAAAAACUAAAAACUCUGCUCCUAAAUGAAUAUAUUGAUAUAAAUAUAUAUUAACUAAACCCUAAAUAUAGUUCAUGCAUCUUUGAUAUAUACCAUAUAUACCGAUAUGCGGCAUUUAGACAGUAAGAUAUAUAUGUUUGUUGUACUUGAAUGUGUUGAAUUUAUUUUUGUAAGCAUCUGAAAUGCGCUGCGUAUCUAUUACGAACUAUCGUAAAAGUAUUAAAAUAUUCCAAAAACGAAACUAUCCCCAAAAAAAAGUUUUAAAAAAAUUAACACAAUUUUGUAAAUAACAACUUCGAGUGCAUUUCAAGCAUGCAUUAAAUGUAGAUUCUCUCCCAACCCAAUAUACUAUAUAUAUGGAUGUAUGUGAAAAACUCUGAUGUAAAUUCGCAACGGAACGCUACGGUGACAAAUUUUGCGCGCAUUUUCGAAUAACGAAUCAAACGGAAACUGAAACUGAUUUCUGAAUGCGUUUCAAACAAAUAAAAAUAAAAUAUAUUAUAAUAUAAAAUUAAAUAAAGAGAAGAAAACCCUAAAGAUAAACUACUUACAAAUAAAUUGUAGCGCAGUUGCAGUUGCGUAUGUUAUCAAUAUUAAAUACUGAUACAGAUCGUGCAUAAGUACAAUACAGUUAGCAAAUAAAUACUAUAUAUAUAUGCUAUAUAUAUAAAUAUAUAGAAAUAUUUAAAUCCAACUUUAAGGUCCUCUGUUUUAUGUGCAAGGCUAAAAUAAACUAAAAAGCAAAACAUCUGCAAAAAUGUAAUGUUGAAAAAUGCCACAAAA